AUGGCCGAGUCGUCGACGAUCGAAGUAAGGCUAGUUCGUUGUCCAAAGUGCAAAAAUCUCUUACCAGAGCCUAAGGAUUGCUCCUUUUUCCAGUGCGGUGGUUGUGGAACCAUUCUUUGCGCCAAAAACAAGGACCGUGAAGCAGAUCCAGUGUCUGAUAAGUCCGUGGAUAAUAGAGCCAAAGAAACUCAAGUUAACCUUAGUUCAAGUGAAGAAGAAUUAGAUUUGGAUGAUGCUUCAUUAAGACACCAACAAAUUGGUCAAACAGAGACUUUUGAUGUUCACACUGAUGAUGAUCCUUGCUCGAAAGUGAAUGUUAACGAUUCUCAAUCGGGUUUGGAUCGGUUUAGGAAACUGAAAAGAGCAAUCAAGAGAUACGACUCCGAGGGCUUCAGAUUCUCUGCUUCAAACUACUUUCAAGAUUCCGUGUAUAGUGAUGAAGCAAUCCGGCAAGACAGAGCCGGGCUGGUGAAAAAGUUGGAUAGGCUAAAAGAAAAGGCUCCUCUGCGGUUUCCAAGUUCCGGGAAACACAUUGCAGGACCUUCCUAUAACCAUAUUUAUCCUCCAUGUCACUAUAACCAAAACCCUGAUGCUUCUCUGCACGGUCAGAUGCAUAACUCAGCUUAUGGAGACCCUCACAGGCUCAUGAUGCAUGAAAGAGCUCUGCAUCCAUCUCAUCCGCUCCAUUCCACAAAGUAUGACGAUGGUUUGUUCGAUACAUACCAGCGAAACGGGAUGCUUCACCAGUCAAGUUGCUCUUGUGUCCACUGCUAUGAUCCAUAUCAUAGAGCUUCAGGCUCAGUGUUUCCUCCAUCAGGCUUGCCUGAUGCUCUGCGUAAUCCUGGUUUUUACACUCAUGAGACAAGUUUUGGUUUUGCUCCAUUGCAUAGUCCACGAACCUUUGUUCCUCCUCCUCCUCCUCCUUCUCAAUCUCGUGGUCUAGGAAGACGUCCGAAUGAUCUUUCUCUGUUGCAUCAUCACCCUAAAGCUGGAUCAGCUUCAGGUUGUUCUCGCUUAAUCAACCCUGUGGCUGGUGGUGCACCGUUUAUAACCUGUAGAAACUGCUUCAAGAUUCUGAAUUUGCCAGACAAAACAGAUUCCUCUACAAGAAAGCGACAGAGACUUCGCUGCGGAGCGUGCUCUUACUUGAUAGAAUUUUCCUUUCUUGAUAAGAAACUAGUCCUUCUCUCUACGGAUCCUGCUUCAGAGAGAAGACCACAAACUCAUAGAAGGCUGCAUUGGUCAACUGCUGCUACUUUCUCUUCUGAUGACUACGAUAAUGCUCCUUACGAAUUCCAUGCAGUGGAUACGGCUUUGAUCUCCGACAAACCUGAAGAAGUGCACAUUGCGGAUUCUACUUCUCCUGAAGUGUCUGAAGACGACCUAAGUUCAGAUAGUCCUCUGCCUCUUCACAAACAGUUUGAAUACUCUUCAAUCAAUGUAAGGGACCGGUCUGGGCCAAUGAGCCAAAGCUCUCGUUCAGAGAAGGACAGAGUAACACUGAACAAAAUAGUCAUGAGGCAGAACUCUAUGAAAGAAGCUUCGGUUGCAGUUGAGAUGGAUGACUACUCUCACUACAGUGAAGUGUCUCAAGAGUCUUCUGCAAGUGACUAUAGAGAUGACCAGGGAAGAAACAAGAAGGGCGGGUUUGCGAGUAUCGUGAAGAACAGCUUCAAGGAUCUAAAGAAAUCAAUCAAGAAUGAAAGCAGAAGUAGUGAUGUUUCGGUAAAUGGGCAAUCUGUAGCUGAACGUCUGGUGAAAAUGGCAGAGAAGCAAGCUGGACCAAUCCGGCCAGGAAGCUACUGGUACGACUAUAGAGCUGGAUUCUGGGGAGUAAUGGGAGGUCAAUGUCUUGGAAUCUUACCGCCUUUCAUUGAAGAGCUGAAUUACCCAAUGCCAGAGGAUUGCGCUGGCGGAACCACAAGAGUCUAUGUGAACGGAAGAGAGCUUCACCAGAAAGACCUGAGAUUGCUCAAUGCAAGAGGUCUCCCGAGGGAGAGAGAACGGUCCUACACGGUUUACAUCUCAGGUAGAGUCAUAGACGAAGACACCGGUGAAGAGCUAGCUAGUCUUGGCAAACUCGCCCCAACGGUCGAUAAGCUGAAGCGUGGGUUUGGGAUGAGAGUUCCAAGGAGAAGUGCAUGA
Messenger RNA from Microthlaspi erraticum, 2145 nucleotides. The record is from the annotation of a GenBank genome assembly. Lineage: Eukaryota; Viridiplantae; Streptophyta; Magnoliopsida; Brassicales; Brassicaceae.